Durusdinium trenchii is the source of this 2500-nucleotide messenger RNA. NCBI's taxonomy places the organism in Eukaryota, Dinophyceae, Suessiales, Symbiodiniaceae. The record is from the annotation of a GenBank genome assembly.
AUGGACUCGGAUUGUGAGGAGCUGGCGCAUGACACAGUGGGAAUCGUGUCAUCCCAGCUUGCAAGGUCCGAGUGCGAUGAUAAGGUGUCCGAGGCAGAGCUCGAGCAAUGUGUCAAGAUGGCGGCUCGCUUUCAGAAAGUUCAAAAGAAGUGGGCCAGUGAGUUGUUGAUAGAUCCAAACCAGCCACAUUUGGGAAGUUGGAUUGCAGGGAGAUGGACUUCAGACUUUCAUUUUUCAGUCAUGUGUCUUCCCUGCGCCCAGAAAUAUGGAAAGGAUUCGGACAAUCCUUGGGUCGUUGGUGGCUUGAAGCUAGUUUCCUCGUUGCAGCUUGGCCAUGCAAAGCGGCAUCAAGACAGCUUCUUGCACCAAGAAGCAGUCAAGCAUUUGGCAAGUGGAAGUGAUCAUCUUGAGAGUGACAAGCCUGUGCGCAACAAACCUGAGCUGCGCACUGCUUUGCAGUUGGCCUGGGACAGUUGCCGGAAAGGUUCCAGCUUUGCGGCUGCUUCCAGCGACGAAAUUGGCUCGCGGGAGAAAGUGGGCCGAUUGACACGUGCUCUUGGCACUGCACUCAAGAAAACCGACCAAGAAGUGUUGAGAAAGGCGUACACAAUCGCUCUGCACCAAGAUACACGGCAAGGAGUGUUGUGCCUGAGGUAUGCCUGCGCUUCUUUGGAUUCCAGUGUGGUUCAUCGUGGCGUUUGUGGAUUCUGUCACAACCCGGGCACUAAGUCAGAGGACAUUGAAGCAGGGGUCCUGUCCAUCUUGGACGAUCUUUGUGAUGGAGACCACGAGCUCCUACUUCAUGUGUGCGACAGUGUUGAGCUGAUAGACUCUGAUGGAGCCAGCGAUGAGCAAAAGUCAUUACGUGACUGUGGUGCUGAAGUCCAACAUGUGAAGAACUUGGGCUUGUCGCACGAUCGCUUUGACUCAGCGUCCAAGCCCCUUGGACGAUUCGUGACAUGUUUUGACAGCGUUUGGCGCACUGCCCGGCAUAUUUCUGCCAGUCGGCGGGGCACCGAGCCAGCCCGAAAAGCAAACGAUUUCCUGAGGCAUGCGUGUGUUGAGUCACUGGUGCAGUGCGCAAUGCUUGCAGAUGCGGCAUUUGAAAGUUUGGAAGUCAUCAGGUUUCACGACACAGAGAAUUUUGAUCUCAGCUCAGUGCCCAAAGUACUUGCGAACUUCCUCCACAGGAUUGACGUUCUUUUUCUCAGAAAAGAGGUGGUGAAUGUCGGACACACAAAGCUUAUGCUGCACACCUUGGCCACAGAGCGCACCUGCGAGUUGCACCCUGAGGGGGUAUUCAAAAGCCUGGGUGGGGCUGGGGCGGUGCAAAGGGACAUUCUUGACCGCUGCUUUGCCCGCAUGGCUGUUUGGGUACGACUUGCCACUGAGAGGAUUGAGGUUGAAUUUCCAUCCUGGCGUGCGUUGCACUUGUUUGAGGUUUUCGACCUUGGCAUGGCGCGUGGUGACGCAGCUGGCUCUAAACUUCAACAGCUUGCAGGCAUUUUUGGGGUCGAAGACACUGAUGCUUUGACCUCUGAAUUUCACCACAUUCGCGUCAAUGCAUUGCAGCUUUUGGAAAGAUGGGAAAGUGAAAUCCUCCAAGGAGAUGCACGCGACACCGCAGUGCGGAGGGGAUUGCAGCUGUGGAUUGAUAUGUACGGCGAGUUCCGGAAGCAUGCGCAGAACACUCGGUGGAAGCGAUUGCGAUGCAGUGUUGACUCAGCUGGCCAGGAAACAGCCUUUCAUCGCAAACGGAAAAUUGAAGUGGAGCAGGUGAGCGACAGCCACCAGCAGCGAAAGAAACAAGAACUGCUAGAACAUGCUGAAGAAGCAGGACUAGAUGCAUGGCAAGAAGUUCAUGAGAAAGAGUUGGAAAAGCUUCAAAACCAGCACUGGGAGUUCAUGAAGGAUGCCUACAACCAACAGCUGUUGCCAGCAGAACUGGCUGACGCACAACUCAUCGCUGAAGCGGACGAAAAGCUGGCCCGACGAAGGCAGCGGGAUGAUGAAAAUUCCAAGAAGUUGGGGAAGAUUGCAAGAAUGUGGGACAGGCCAGUGUUCAAUCUAGCAGGAGCGUCAAUUUGCGUGCUCGUGCUCAAUGAUGAUUCUGAGCUUGAUCAGAUUGCAGAAGUUGUGGCCAAGCAUAAGAUGGACCUAGUAGAUGAAGAAUUGAUUUCAAAGGCCGAUUACCUUGUGAUCCACAACUUGGAUGUGGUGCCGAACAAGUUUCUCGCCAUAGCAGGUUUGACAGGCAAAACAAUCUGCAAUGUGACGUACUUGUGCUCAGAAGGUGUGGAGGGUGCGGCCAUGGCCUUCAAGCCAGCCGUGGCAUCCAUCAGGCAUGUAUGGCUUUCGGAUGCUUUUCGGCAGGAAGAGAAUGACCUGGCCAAAGCCAUUGAUUCAGCGAUGAGCUGUCCGUUGAGCAAAUGGCAAAGAUGGGACGAGAUGAAGUUUCUCCAGAAGAUGUGCAGCAAUCCUAAGGGCUAUAAGUUCAUAG